Blastocystis hominis is the source of this 1011-nucleotide messenger RNA. RefSeq lists its product as hypothetical. Bases 1 to 1011 code for a protein of 336 amino acids. The transcript is spliced from 2 exons. The record is from RefSeq and is a predicted model, not a curated record. Lineage: Eukaryota; Bigyra; Opalinata; Blastocystidae.
AUGGUGCAGCGAGAUUGGGUUGCUGCGUGCGCGGUACGAAGAGCUGUGUCGGGACUAUUCUCGUCGGUUUGCUCCGAACGUUGCGUCGGAGGAAGGCGAGGUUCGUGUUUCUCCGCGAUAAAGCGAGGAUCUGCGCGACCCGGAGCAUUAGGCAAGCGAGCAAACGAUCCGGAAGGACUGCACGCGCACGUUCAGCCAGCUUCUGUUCUUCAAGAGCGCGGCGGUGCAGGACCUGAUCGUGCGGCUGCUGCUGGUCUUCGCGUUCGCUCACCCGGAAAUCGGGUACAAGCAGGGCAUGACGGACCUGCUGGCCGUGCUGCUGCUCUGUCUGUACUGCGACCGGUGGCGACUGGGCGGCGGAGGCGAAGGCGAAGGCGAAGGCGAAGGCGGAGGCAGUCUUCCCCAACGGACCCAAGACAUGCUGGACGAACAUCUGCGCUUUCAGAGCCAAGCGUAUCGACAAGAGGCGGAGGCGUUCCGGCGAACUCUUUCUCCCUCGCAGCGCCAAGCCAUCGCGUGUCUGCAGAUUCUGACCUCUUUAAAGUAUCUGGAACACGACUGCUUUUGUCUUCUGGAGGCGAUGUUCGCUCCCCUUCGAGGCUGCUAUGUGUCGGACAACAGCGAUUCGAGUCUGGAAUCGCGCAUGGAUCGCGUGAUGUGGCUGGUAGGACGCUGGGACUCUGCGUUGGGAAGCCAUCUCGCUAUGCUGGAAAUCCACCCCUCGAUGUUCCUAUUGCGUUGGAUUCGGCUUCUGUUCUGCCGAGAAUUUGCUUUGGAGGAUGUGCUCUAUCUCUGGGAUCGGCUGUUUCUGCACGCUCUGCCCGAUUUCCCCGCGGUUCCCUAUCUCUGCACAUCGAUUCUGCUGGGCAUGAGAGAGAGGAUAAAGGGGUGCGAAUCGAUCUCGAUGUUGCUAUCAGCGAUGCAGGAAGGACCGAGAGCAUUAAACAUAAGUGCGGUAUGGGAACUAACGAUGUGGUUGUGGCAAGUAAUAGAGGGCGAAGCUGCUUUUAA